This is a messenger RNA of Paramecium pentaurelia, 659 nucleotides long. Lineage: Eukaryota; Ciliophora; Oligohymenophorea; Peniculida; Parameciidae. The record is from the annotation of a GenBank genome assembly.
AUGAGUGAUCAAAGACCCUACUUAUUAAAUCAAACUAAGAGUGUACAUCAUUUUCAAAAUACCUUUUUCAAAUAAGAACCAUCUCCUAUUAAAUCCCAUAGAAAAUAACUGGAAUAACAUGGAUCACCUAAUCAUUUAUCAACAUCUCUUUCUUUUUCUAAAUAACUAACAAAUAAACCAUAAUAAACAUAAUCAGAAACAUCUUAUGUUUACUAUCUUAUACAAUAAAUGAAAUAAAUGGAAUAAACAAUAGAAGAAUUAAAAUAAGAGAAUCAAUUAUUAAAAUCUCAAUAGAAAAUUGGAUUUCUGGUAUGAUUUAUUAAUAUAAAACAUAGGAUUUGUAAUUUUAACAUAAAUAAAUGAAUAAAUAUCAUAAUAUAUUGAAGUCUGUACAAUAAGUUAAAUUGGAUAAUAUAAAAUUAAGAAAAAGUAUAGAAUAAAUGAAUUUGAUGAUGAAAAUUCAUUUGACACCUGUUAAUGAUACAUUCUCAUAAUUGAUUCAUCCAGAAAGUAAUUUAAUUGCUAUUGCACAUAAAGAAUCAAUAAAUCACUUAUAAAAUGAUUCAAUAAAUGAAUCAAAAUUAAAUAUUAAAAUAUAUGCUAAUAUUAAUAAAUAUUAAAAAUGUAAAACUGAAACAUAACUUAAGGAUUAAAAAUGA